Geodia barretti is the source of this 321-nucleotide messenger RNA. Lineage: Eukaryota; Metazoa; Porifera; Demospongiae; Tetractinellida; Geodiidae. The record is from the annotation of a GenBank genome assembly.
CCAUCGACUGGCUCUGGACCCCCUGGAGUGGAAGGAGGUGGAGCAGAGGGGGAAUCCCCCUCUCCCUCGCGACUACUCCACACUAGUCACCGUCAGUGACUGGUACUGGUUGUAUGGUGGCAGCAUUGCAAUGAGUGGAAAAUGAAGAGCUAUUUUCUUAUCUUAACUACAUUGACAUCACAUCAGGUCAGAUUACUGCGACCACAUUCCAUUAUCAACAACCAUCCCCCUUCCCUCUCCCCCCUUCUUCCCUUCCAUAACAAUAUUAUAUCUCCUCGAAAGAGAUUCAGAUUUUCAUUGUUUAUUGUGCAUGCAUGCACC